This is a messenger RNA of Hemisphaericaspora subhashii, 1545 nucleotides long. Its product is annotated as RNA-binding GTPase. Gene Ontology annotation, cellular component: nucleolus. Gene Ontology annotation, molecular function: GTP binding. Lineage: Eukaryota; Fungi; Ascomycota; Pichiomycetes; Serinales; Debaryomycetaceae. The record is from RefSeq and is a predicted model, not a curated record. Bases 1 to 1545 code for a protein of 514 amino acids. The transcript has a single exon.
AUGAGAGUUAAGAAGCCAACAUCUAAGAGAGUUACUACUCGAAUGAGAGAAGGUCUUAAGAAGAAGGCCUCAGCUAAAAGAAGAAAGGAUAGAAAAUUUGCUAAAAAAGAUAUAACUUGGAAAUCGAGAAAUAAAAAAGAUCCAGGAAUACCUGCAAGUUUCCCAUACAAAGAUAGGAUCAUAUCCGAAUUAGAAGAAAGUAGAAGGUUAGAAAAGGAAAAGAAAGAAGAAUUAAGACUUCAAAGACAGCAAGAAAAGGAAGCUGCGUUGGCUAGAGGAGAGAUCAUAGAUGAUGAUAUUGAAGAAGAUGAAGAUGACGAGGAAGAAGGUGGGUUAGCAGCAUUAAUGGAAUCUGCACAAAGGGCCGCCAGGGAAUAUGAAGGUGAAGAAAGUGACGAUGAUGCAAUGGAAGACUCCGAUGAAGAUAUUGAAUCUGAAAUUAUCAGUGAUAAUGAAUUUGAUGAGGAAACUACCGAACAGGAUAAAUCACGUAAGGCAUAUGACAAAAUCUUUAAGAAAGUUGUAGAUCAUGCUGAUGUUAUCUUGUAUGUGUUAGAUGCCAGAGAUCCAGAAUCCACAAGAUCAAGAAAGGUUGAGCAAGAAGUAUUAAGAAACCCAAACAAGAGGUUAAUCUUGGUUUUGAACAAGGUUGAUUUAAUCCCAACUAAUGCAUUAAACCAAUGGCUUGAUUUCUUAAAGUCAUCAUUCCCAACUGUUCCAGUAAAAGCUGCACCAGGGGCUAGUGGUUCUACCUCAUUCAAUAAGAACAUGACUUCUACCAUGACUGCUGAUGCGUUAUUAAAGGCUUUGAAGAGUUACGCUAGUAAAUCCAACUUGAAGAGAUCGAUUAUUGUGGGUGUUCUUGGUUAUCCAAAUGUAGGUAAAUCAUCCAUUAUCAAUGCAUUAACUAACAGACAUGGAAAUAAUUCUAAAGCUUGUCCAGUUGGAAAUCAAGCUGGUGUUACUACUUCCAUGAGACAAGUCAAGAUUGAUAACAAAUUGAAGAUUUUGGAUUCUCCAGGUAUUGUCUUCCCUGAUGAAAUCAUAAAUACUAAGAAGUUAUCAAACAGUCAACAACAAGCAAAAUUGGCCUUAUUAUCUGCUAUACCUCCAAAACAGAUCAUUGAUCCAAUCCCUGCUGUUCAAAUGCUAUUAAAGAAGUUUUCAAAGGAUACUGAAAUGGCUGAUGGAUUAAAGCAAUAUUAUCAAUUACCACCGUUACCUUCUGGUGAUUUAGAAGAAUUUUCCAAACAUUUCUUGAUCCACAUUGCAAGAACUAAGGGGAGAUUAGGCAGAGGUGGUGUUCCAAAUAUGGAAUCUGCUGCUAUGUCUGUUUUGAACGAUUGGAGAGAUGGUAGGAUUAUUGGGUGGACAUUGCCAAAGGCAUCUAAGGCAGCAAGUGAAGAAUCCAACCCAGAUGCACCAAAAAGUUCAUUAAGAGGUGAAAAAGAACCUCCUAAGGUUGAACAAACCACUAUUGUUUCUGCUUGGGCUAAGGAAUUUGAUUUAGAUGGAUUAUUGGGUGAUAAUUUUGGUCUUAAUUAG